This is a messenger RNA of Paraphaeosphaeria sporulosa, 1713 nucleotides long. RefSeq names its product putative MFS multidrug transporter. Gene Ontology annotation, biological process: transmembrane transport. The record is from RefSeq and is a predicted model, not a curated record. Bases 1 to 1713 code for a protein of 570 amino acids. Gene Ontology annotation, molecular function: transmembrane transporter activity. Lineage: Eukaryota; Fungi; Ascomycota; Dothideomycetes; Pleosporales; Didymosphaeriaceae. The transcript is spliced from 2 exons.
AUGAACACCCACACCAGACAACCCGUUCCGCCGCCUAGGUCUUCAGUCGACUCCAAGCCGGAGAAACACGAAACGCUUAGUCUCGACGACAGUAAGUCGGAUCUGGGUUCUCCACAAGGUGAAGGACUGCGUUCUACAAGCAGCAGCACAAUCGCGACCGAGCCAGAACCUCCUGUUAGCCGUUCUGCGAGUCGAUUGCAUGGAACACGAUCACACCUGUCUGAACGACCGCACUCCCACAAUGGGCAAGGCGAUGCGAUGGAAGAUGUUGAAAAGCAAAAGACGCAGGACGACCAGGGCGAGUCGGAGAAGGAUCCCAACCUCAUAGGAUGGGAUGGUCCUGAGGACGCCGAAAAUCCUCAAAACUGGGGCAAAGGAUACAAGUGGUUCAUCACAACCAUACUCGGCACGGUUACGUUCGUGAUCACAUUCGCCAGCAGUGUGUUCAGUACAGCGACACUGGCCACUGCCCAACACUUCAAUGUAUCGAACGAAGUCAUGAUUCUUGGAACUUCGCUGUUCGUUCUUGGUUUCGCUGUUGGGCCACCUAUCUGGGGUCCUCUAUCUGAGCUCUACGGCAGGAAGUAUCCGUUGUUCAUCGGCUUCUUCAUCUUCGCAAUAUUCCAGAUUCCGGUGGCUGUGGCGCAGAAUCUUCAGACAGUCAUGCUUUGCCGCUUCUUUGGCGGUGUGUUCGGAUCUGCGCCGCUCGGUAUUGUCGGAGGCCAACUCACGGAUUUCUGGGGUCCUCUCGAUCGCGGCGUCGCAAUGGUCACUUUCGCAGGUGCAACUUUUAUUGGCCCUGUUGCUGGUCCCAUCGUUGGUGGUUUCAUUGUGAACAGUCACCUUGGUUGGAGAUGGACCGAGUACAUAACUGCUAUCAUGGCUUUCUUCUUUGGUACAGUAGGUUUCCUCACAGUACCAGAAACCUUUGCGCCUGUUUUACUUUCCCGGCGCGCGAGCAAGAUCCGCUUCGCGACGAAGAACUGGGCCAUCCACGCCAAGCGCGAUGAGCAGCAAGUCGAUCUCAAGAACAUCGCGGAGAAGUACCUUCUCAGACCUUUCGCCAUGCUGCUGAAGGAACCGAUCCUUGACCUCGUCACUCUCUAUAUGGCUAUCAUCUAUGGUAUCCUGUACCUAUUAUUCGAAGCAUACCCGAUCUCAUUUCAAGAAGAGCGCGGCUGGAACUCUGGCGUCGGGGCCCUACCUUUCCUUUCGAUUACCAUCGGUGUCGUGCUGGGCGGAGGCAUCAUCAUCUUCACCACCAAGACGCGCUUUGCCAGGAAGUUCAAGGAGAACAACGGUGUUGUAGUUCCCGAGGAACGUCUAAUCCCCAUGAUCAUUGGCGGCUUCUUGUUUCCUGCAGGCAUGUUCUGGUUCGCUUGGACCUCGUCGCCAAACAUCACCUGGGUACCUCAGGUGCUCUCUGGCAUCUUCAUCGGUGCCGGUGUGCUUAUGAUCUUCUUGCAAGGGCUGAACUAUAUCAUCGAUUGUUACCUCAUGUACGCCAACAGUGCGAUUGCUGCAAAUACCUUCCUAAGGAGCGGUUUUGGAGCCGGCUUCCCUUUGUUCGCGACCGCUAUGUAUCACACGCUUGGUGUGAGUUGGGCGACGAGUCUGCUGGGUUUCAUCACCACGGCAAUGAUUCCUGUCCCCAUCUUGUUCUACUUUUAUGGAGCGAAGAUCAGGAAGAUGUCGAAGUAUUCCCCCACAUAG